Molecule: messenger RNA, 1527 nt
Organism: Rhodamnia argentea
Lineage: Eukaryota; Viridiplantae; Streptophyta; Magnoliopsida; Myrtales; Myrtaceae
Exons: 6
Coding region: 241-1527 (428 amino acids)
Molecular function (GO): lipid binding
Source: RefSeq, a predicted model, not a curated record
AUCAAAACAAACGAAUUGUUGUUUACAAUGUCGUCUACAAGGCCUUCCCAAUAAACAAAGGCACGAGUGGAAACAUGUCGCCUUGGAAAUGUUGGAUAGCGACUAUAAAGAAGGAAGAGUGGGGACGAGGACAUUCCUUUCUUCCUUCCUGGGACGUCACAAUGAGCGUCUUGCUUCGACACCGAAAAGUGUGAACCAAGUAACGAUAAUAGCACAGCAGGCCAAACAAGCUUGGAGAAGAUGGCGAAUGAUUUGUUCAGCAAGAUCGCUCCGGAAGAUGUUCCUGCUUUAUCUUCCGUGUUUUCGGGACGAAAUUUAGCAGUGGCAUUCGUGUUUGUUCUCGUUGGACUGAUUUCCUCUAGAAAUUAUAAGCAUUGCUCUUAUCUUUGGAUGUGGAGGCCACGGAGAAUUUGCUUCCGGCAUGUUUUCGGCGGGAGGCUUCUGUGGGUGGGGAUUGCCUUCGCUCCUCGUCAGCUAUGUUUGGUCCUGAACAGAAUUUUCUGCCACUCUACUGACGACACCAGCAUGCCGUCCGACCCCAACAAUGUCGAAGACCGUCUAGAGAUGCCCGAUAAUGCCACCUCCAACCGUGUGUCAACCUUAGACGAAGCUGAGCUAAAGGAACUGAUGUCUCACAUAACCGAGUCUGAUGGCGGUCCACCAUGGCAGCUGAUGAUGGACAAGACAACUCCAACCCUGACGUACCAAGCUUGGUGCAGAGACCCGCCUGUUGGCCCGACACGGUAUUGCACCAGAACGGUCUUCACGGGCGUCUCGCCCGAGUUACUGAGGGACUUCUUUUGGGACGAUGAAUUCCGUCUCAAGUGGGAAAAGAUGCUAGUCUCCUGCAGGACUUUACAUGUCUGCCCACGAACUGGGACCAUGGUUGUUCACUGGAUAAGAAAGCUACCGCUGAUCCGCACUGAGCGAGAGUACGUCAUCGUUCGUCGCAUUUGGCAAUCUGAAUCCAGAUACUACUGCGUGACCAAGGGAACAACAUGUCCGUCUCUACCAAAUCGCAGAAAUACCCGAAGAGUAGAGGUUUACUAUUCUAGUUGGUGCAUAAAUCCAGUAGGAUCAGGGAGCCGGCAACAGCAGCCCGCAUCAGAGGUAAUCUUAUUCCACCACGAGGACAUUGGUGUACGAAAGGAGAUAGUUAAGAUGUGCGCCAGGGCGGGAAUGUGGGGCCUCGUGAAGAAAAUGGAGGGUGCAGUUCAAGCUUACAACCUCGCUCGAGCCAGCAGCACGCCUCGGUCAUCUUACGCGAUCCUGGCGUGCAUGACCACCAAAUGCGGGCCGCUGGCGGUUCCAGCUCCUUAUCUGGAAGUUGACAAGGAUGAGAAAUUGAAGGGUAGACAGAGGAAAGACGUGAACGUCUUGAAAUGGCUGGUGGUGGGCGGAGUAUUGAUAGCUUCCGGGCUGACUCUACAGGUCACUGGCAAGGUGGUGCUAUUCCAGUUAGGAAAAUGGAUGACGCAGUUCAGUAGGGCAAAGGAGGAUCAGCAAAAGCACGGAAUCACGCACUGA